UUAAGAAUUGUGUUAUUCUAGUGAAAUUUAAGCAAAAUAAUUUUUGCGACAAAAAGCAAUUACACCAUCUGCCUUGUAUUGUUUGCGGAAAACAAAGCGCAAAAAUUUACUAGUGACCACGCUAGCAAUUGAAAGCACACCACACAUUACUGCCGCCAAAUUAUAAUAUGGCCAAAGUACAUAUUACAAAUGUUGUGGUGCUGGACAAUCCCAGUAGUUUUUUCAAUCCCUUUCAGUUCGAGUUAACCUUUGAGUGUAUUGAGGAGCUGAAGGAGGAUUUGGAAUGGAAAAUGAUUUAUGUGGGCUCGGCCGAAUCAGAGGAAUACGAUCAAGUAUUAGAUACAAUAUAUGUGGGUCCGGUGCCCGAAGGUAGACACAUAUUCGUUUUUCAAGCUGAUCCACCAGAUGUAACAAAAAUUCCAGAACCAGAUGCUGUGGGAGUCACCAUAGUUCUAUUAACGUGUUCAUACAGAGGUCAGGAGUUUGUGCGUGUGGGCUAUUUUGUGAAUAACGAUUAUGCCGAUCCUGAGAUGCGUGAAAAUCCUCCACCAAAACCCUUAUUUGAUAAACUAACCCGCAAUAUAUUGGCUACAAAGCCCCGUGUAACACGUUUCAAAAUCAAUUGGGAUGAUGCACCCUCAAAUGAUCUGGCCAAUGGCAAUGGCCAGGACGGUGAACAUGCUGAUGAUGAAAUGCAAUGCGGUGCUGGUGAUAUGAAUGGCGGUGCCUCUACCUCAGCAGCAGCCGCUUCGUCGUCCUCAAAUCCUACCUCUUUGGAUGCGCCGGAAGCAACAAUGGAUGAUAACAGUUUAGCUAUGCCAAUCGAAAAUGGCGUGACUGCUUUAAAUGAAAAUUCAAAUUCGUUAGCCAUGGAAUGUUAGGUUUAAUUUAAUAAUGAUUUGGCUCUAGGUUUAGCUGAAAACUCAAUUUAGUUUUUGUAUCUCUUAACACAACAAACACAGUCUGCAGGGGAUCCAAUAAUAAUUUAAAAAAGAAAAAUUCCCAGAAGCGUUACAUUUUGAGUACAACUGUACUGAAUGUCUACUUUAUACUAUACUUUUACUUGAAAGCUUAUCAAAUAUUUAACUGAUGGCUGCUCUUGUUCUGCUUAAACCGCUUGUCUCAAUUAAAGAUUGUAUCGUUUCUUUCUAUCUAAGUUAUGUUAAAUGAUCUUUGUGUUAAAUUUUUCAUUAAUUAUUAUUUUUUUAUAUUUAUCUAAUAUUUAGUACGUAAUUUACUUUAUUGUAAAAUUUAUCAACAAAAUACAAAAUUAAUGAUUUUUGUGCAAA
Messenger RNA from Calliphora vicina (urban bluebottle blowfly), 1289 nucleotides. RefSeq names its product histone chaperone asf1 (gene asf1). Gene Ontology annotation, biological process: DNA replication-dependent chromatin assembly. The record is from RefSeq and is a predicted model, not a curated record. Lineage: Eukaryota; Metazoa; Arthropoda; Insecta; Diptera; Calliphoridae. Bases 168 to 881 code for a protein of 237 amino acids. Gene Ontology annotation, cellular component: chromatin; nucleus. The transcript has a single exon. Gene Ontology annotation, molecular function: histone binding.